Messenger RNA from Cricetulus griseus (Chinese hamster), 1450 nucleotides. NCBI's taxonomy places the organism in Eukaryota, Metazoa, Chordata, Mammalia, Rodentia, Cricetidae. The record is from RefSeq and is a predicted model, not a curated record.
GAUAACGUGGAGAGGGCUGACGCUCUACAGCUGUCGGUGGAAGAAUUUGUAGAGCGGUACGAAAGGCCCUACAAGCCCGUGGUUCUGCUCAACGCACAAGAGGGCUGGUCCGCGCAGGAGAAAUGGACUCUGGAGCGCCUCAAAAGGAAAUACCGGAACCAGAAGUUCAAGUGCGGUGAGGAUAACGACGGCUACUCGGUGAAGAUGAAGAUGAAGUACUACAUCGAGUACAUGGAGAGCACCCGUGAUGACAGCCCCCUUUACAUCUUUGACAGCAGCUACGGCGAACACCCCAAAAGGAGGAAACUUUUGGAAGACUACAAGGUGCCCAAGUUUUUCACGGAUGACCUUUUCCAGUACGCAGGGGAGAAGCGCAGGCCCCCUUACAGGUGGUUUGUGAUGGGGCCACCACGUUCUGGAACCGGGAUUCAUAUUGACCCUCUGGGAACGAGUGCCUGGAAUGCCUUAGUUCAGGGCCACAAGCGUUGGUGUCUGUUCCCCACAAGCACUCCCCGAGAACUCAUCAAGGUGACCCGAGAAGAAGGGGGGAACCAGCAAGAUGAAGCCAUUACCUGGUUUAAUGUUAUUUAUCCACGGACACAGCUUCCAACCUGGCCACCUGAGUUCAAACCCCUGGAGAUAUUACAGAAACCAGGAGAGACUGUCUUUGUGCCAGGGGGCUGGUGGCAUGUUGUUCUCAAUCUUGACACCACCAUCGCCAUCACCCAGAACUUUGCCAGCAGCACCAACUUCCCUGUUGUGUGGCACAAGACGGUAAGAGGGAGGCCAAAGCUGUCAAGGAAGUGGUACAGAACAGAUACAGCACGGGCAGCGGCAGUGCCAGCCACCCCCAGCCACCCCGUGCCACUGUGUCCCAACCCUGACCUGGAGGGACCAGCUCUCGGGCACCUCUUGCCCUUCAGGGUCUUGAAGCAGGAGCACCCUGAUCUGGCCGUGCUGGCUGAUGCCGUUGACCUCCAAGAGUCUACAGGCAUCGCUUCUGACAGCUCCAGCGACUCCUCCAGCUCUUCCAGCUCCAGCUCCUCUGACACAGACUCAGAGUGUGAGUCUGGGUCUGAAGGUGACGGCACAGCACACCGCAGGAAGAAGCGGAGGACGUGCAGCACGGUGGGAAAUGGGGACACUACCUCACAGGAUGACUGCGUGAGCAAAGAACGCAGCUCCUCCAGGUGACCCGCUGUGGCAGCUGUCUGUGCAAGGAUGUGCUCGCAGCCAUGGGCGAGGCCCAAGCCUGGGGAGGGCAGCCCAUCGGAAUUCGCAGAACCAGGCAGAGCUGACCCCGGAGAACGAGGACACUCAGAGUGGGAUUGGUAGCAUUUGGUACAGUGGCUUUUUGUCCAUGGUCGUGUCUUAUCAUAAGGGCAAAGGUGUGGGUGGUGCCAUGAGCGCCCUUUCCCUAUUUAAUAAAAACAAUCCAUUUUAUAUCUUG